AAAAUAUCAAGUAUUAAAACAUCACGAUUUUGCAGAGCCAAGUUAGUCCGUCAAAAUGGUCAGAAUCGAGACGUGUUACUUUUGCAGUAGGCCUGCCUAUCCAGGCAAGGGAAUAACAUUCUGCCGCAACGAUGCCAAGCAAUUCCGUUUCUGCCGCUCCAAAUGCCACAAGAAUUUUGUCAUGAAGCGCAACCCGCGCAAGCUAAAAUGGACCAAGGCCUUCCGCAAAGCCGUGGGCAAGGAGAUGACCGUCGACUCCACCCUUCAGUUCGCCGCGCGCAGAAAUGUCCCCGUCCGGUACAACCGCGACCUUGUGACCAAGACCCUUAAGGCCAUGGAGCGCGUCUCCGAAAUUAGGGCCAAGCGCGAGCGUGUCUUUGCUAAGAGACGACUAGCGGGCAAGAGAGCUAGGGAAUUGGCUACCGAUCGCAAGCUCGUCGAGACCCACGGUCAUCUGUUACCUAAGAUGCGCGGCUCUGAGAAGAGAAGACUGGCGGAGGAGCAGGGACUGGCGCCCGAGGAGAUUGAGGAGCUGGAACAGAUGAAUAUGGUUGCCGAGAAGAGCAAAGUGUUCGGCAAGGAGAAGCUCCGACAAAGAGUGCGUGUCGACGGUGGCGUCGAGGUCAUGGGCGAGGACAACGGCGGCAUGGAUGUGGAUUCCGAUUAGAUGACACGACACCAUACUGGCGUAGAUGUACAGUCCUGACGCGGGGGGAAAUAUGAGAGAUACUGCACAAAGGGAGACGCCAGAAAAUUUCGGGCCGCGGCGUUCAUGUGUGGACUGCUUUGAUUAUUCUGCAUGCCCUGGCGUUGGUGGAUUCUAAAUUCUAGGUGUCUGGUACCUUUUCCCAUUACGAAACUUUUGACCCGCCCAUUCAAGUCUAGCGGGAGCAUAUACACAUCACUGCCAAACCAU
Messenger RNA from Annulohypoxylon maeteangense, 916 nucleotides. Its product is annotated as ribosome biogenesis protein RLP24. NCBI's taxonomy places the organism in Eukaryota, Fungi, Ascomycota, Sordariomycetes, Xylariales, Hypoxylaceae. The coding region runs from base 56 to 667 and encodes 203 amino acids. Gene Ontology annotation, biological process: ribosomal large subunit biogenesis. The record is from RefSeq and is a predicted model, not a curated record. Gene Ontology annotation, cellular component: nucleolus. The transcript is spliced from 3 exons.